Messenger RNA from Racocetra persica, 138 nucleotides. Lineage: Eukaryota; Fungi; Glomeromycota; Glomeromycetes; Diversisporales; Gigasporaceae. The record is from the annotation of a GenBank genome assembly.
GGGCAGAAAUGACUGACGAGAGGAAAACUGAUGCAACCGAAGGAGCAGAAUCUGCAAUGACCAACGAAGUGGUAACUGGUGCAACUGAAGGAGCAGAAUCUGCAACGACUGAUGAGGUAGCAACUGGCGCAAUCAAAG